Molecule: messenger RNA, 2681 nt
Organism: Brassica napus (rape)
Lineage: Eukaryota; Viridiplantae; Streptophyta; Magnoliopsida; Brassicales; Brassicaceae
Product: AP2/ERF and B3 domain-containing transcription factor At1g50680-like
Exons: 1
Coding region: 184-1185 (333 amino acids)
Biological process (GO): regulation of DNA-templated transcription
Molecular function (GO): DNA binding; DNA-binding transcription factor activity
Source: RefSeq, a predicted model, not a curated record
AUCUUCCGUCAACAAAUUAUAGAAACAACAACAAACGAAAAAAGGAAAUUAAGUACUUGCAGAACACUCUACCACAAUUUUCGAUCCUACAAAUAUUUAUCUCAAUUCACUUUCUUCCUUCAGUUCCAUCUUUAUCUCUUUUAUUUGUUUUCUUUUGGUUCUCUCUGUGACUGUGUUAGCGUCAUGAACACGGAAGACGCAAAGACGGAGAGUCCAACAGUCUCAAGCGGCUGUUUCUUGCCUCUCAAGAAACGCAUGAAACUUCAUAACAACCCACCAAACAAUGCCCUAGAGGUUGUGGUUUCAGGCAGUGCGAAGUACAAGGGAGUGGUUCAACUACCAAACGGUCACUGGGGCGCUCAGAUAUACACAGACCACAAAAGGAUUUGGCUCGGCACUUUCCGAUCCGCUGCUGUAGCCGCCGCGGCGUACGAUAGCGCAUCCAUCAAGAUCCGUAGCUACGACGCUAACGUGCACCGGAACUUCCCUUGGAGUGAGUACACGGUCCACGAGCCGGCCUUUCAAAACGAACACACGACCGAGGCAGUGUUGAGCAUGAUCAAAGACGGUACUUACCAACGGAAAUAUAGAGAGUUUUUCAAGAAAGUCCAGUCCAAGAUUGGUGGGAGAUACAACAUGGUUGGACCAAAAGAAGAUCAAGAAUCAAAGAAGGGUUUCUCGUGCACGGAGCUGUUUAGGAAGGAACUGACGCCAAGCGAUGUUGGGAAGCUCAACAGGCUUGUGAUACCUAAGAAGUAUGCGGUGAGGUAUUUGCCUUUGUUAAGAGAUGAUCAAAAGGAGAGAGAAGAGGGUGAAAUAGUAGAAGACGUUGAGGUUGUGUUUUAUGACAGGGCGAUGAGACCGUGGAAGUUUAGGUAUUGUUACUGGAGAAGUAGUCAGAGCUUUGUCUUCACUAGAGGUUGGAAUGGUUUCGUCAAGGAGAAGAGCCUCAAGGAGAAAGAUGCGAUAGUCUUUUACACUUGUGAUGUUCCGACGUUAGAAGGUCAACGCAAAAAGUUCUUGAUGAUCGAUGUUCAUUGCUCUUCAGAUGAAGGUUAUGCUGUAUGUGAUGAGGAAGUAAACGAGACUGUCCAUAACAGUUCUGAGGGAGGAGUAAAAACAGAAGAAACCAAAUCAGUGGAGAACAAGGGAGGGUUUAUGCUGUUUGGUGUUAGGAUUCAAUAGCCACCUUUUAUUCUAUAACUAAACUAGAGUUUUUUUUUGUUUAGAUGUCACAUGGUACGUUUUUGAACUUCGAUUCUUAAUAAGAUUGGUAACUAAUAUAAAAGUAUAAAACCAUACUGAUUCAGUUGGUAACAGAACUCUAUAAAUCAAAUCAUCUUAUCAUUGGUUUCUUAAUAUAUAUAUAUAUAUACGAAUAGAAGGGUAAAAUACGAAGUUUGAUACCACUAGAAAGAUCUUUCUUGGGAGGUCAGAUGUCAAAUUGCAAAUUGAGACACUGCGAAUAGAUCCAAAAAUUAAAGGAAAUUCAACAAAACAUCAGAUGAAAUAGUGAAAGUUGUUUCAUAAAUCAUUGUGGUUUGUGGAUUUUUUAUUAAGCCGCAUAAAACAAAAAAUAAAUGGAAACGGAUAAAAUUUUAAAAUAUAAAAUUGAAAAUUAUGAAUUAUUUUCUUAUAAAAAAAAUAAAAGUUCAAGAUGCCGUUUUUUUUUUUUUUCCGCCAAGUUAUUUUUUUUAUUAAUAAAGGGGACUAAGCCCAACAACAAGUACCGGGCCAAAGCCCAAACAACUACUAGACUUAAAGCCCAUCACGAAAGGGCAAACACAAACCAGCUAAACGGACCUACGGCCCAAACCGAAAGAACCCCACUACGCGGGCCGGACGCGUCCUUGCUGACCCAUGCGUCAAGGAAACUGGACGCGUGUUGAGAUCUCGUCGUCAGCGCGACACGCGUCACCUAUGCCUCGACUUGACCAUCGCCGCAUCGGAGCACCACCGGAACACCACCACCAUACACCUCGUUUCGUCGGAGCUUCAAUACCGAAAGCCUCCACCGAAACCGAACUUUUUUCCAACGCUUUACCAUUCCGCGGAGAGCUUCAUCAAACUCUUCUAGAACUCAUCCGCCAGAAGGACACCGCGAGCCACUGAAACCCCACCACCAGAAACCACAACGCAACUUCACACGCUACAAACUAGUAGCCACAACCCACAAAACAACGGGUCUCAUAACCGACAGGGCAUAGCUUUGAAAGCCUCCACCCUCGGAGCCAAGAGCCGGCGAAGACGGAGCUGAGUAAGUCUCCUCUUCCCGGGAACUGAGGCCGGAGUCGGUGGAUCUGCGUAAGCCUCCACCUCCCGGAGAAAGGCCGGCGACGACGGAACUAGGGUAGUUUCCAUGUCCCGGAAUCAACACCACUGAACGACGAACCAAAUUGCUCACGCCAGCACCUAACCCGACCGCGUCUUUCCUCCAGACGCUAAACCAUCGUAGAACGAUGACUCAGAUCCAGAGCUUAGACAAGGCGAUCGUUGAAAGGCGGCGAAGAAGAAAGAAAAUAAGGGAGCUUGAAGGAAGAAGACGGCCUCCGGCGACGGCACGGACGUUCACGCACCGUCCGUACGCCGGGCCCUAAAACGAGAUCUACUUUCUCUCUCUCUCUCUCUGGAAGCUGAGACUCUUGUUUUGUUUAUUGACGGAAGUUCAAGAUGCCGUUUAC